Cygnus olor (mute swan) is the source of this 5817-nucleotide messenger RNA. RefSeq names its product low density lipoprotein receptor class A domain containing 3 (gene LDLRAD3). Gene Ontology annotation, cellular component: plasma membrane. The record is from RefSeq and is a predicted model, not a curated record. Gene Ontology annotation, biological process: receptor-mediated endocytosis. The coding region runs from base 96 to 1145 and encodes 349 amino acids. Gene Ontology annotation, molecular function: protein binding. Lineage: Eukaryota; Metazoa; Chordata; Aves; Anseriformes; Anatidae. The transcript is spliced from 6 exons.
GCCGCCUCCCCGCCCGCCGCCCCGGCCGCAGGCUCCGUGGGGGCCGGGCCGGCGGAGCAGCCCCCGAAGUUCGCGGAGCGGCCGGCGCCGGGGCCAUGUGGCUGCUGUGGCUGCUGCUGGGCUCGGCGGAGAGCCAACUGUUGCCUGGGAAUAAUUUCACCAAUGAAUGCAACAUUCCUGGAAACUUCAUGUGCAGUAAUGGGCGCUGCAUCCCAGGGGCCUGGCAGUGUGACGGGCUGCCAGAUUGCUUCGAUGACAGUGAUGAGAAGGAAUGCCCGAAAGCCAAGUCCAAGUGUGGUGCCACGUUCUUCCCCUGCGCCAGUGGCAUCCACUGCAUCAUCGGCCGCUUCCGGUGCAAUGGCUUUGAGGACUGUCCUGAUGGCAGCGAUGAGGAAAACUGCACAGCAAAUCCCUUGCUUUGUUCUACUGCCCGAUUCCACUGUAAAAAUGGUCUUUGCAUUGAUAAAAGCUUCGUCUGCGACAGUCAAAAUAACUGUCAAGACAACAGUGAUGAAGAAAGCUGUGAAAGCCCUCAAGAGGCAGGCAGCGGACAAGAUUAUGUGACCUCAGAAAAUCAACUCCUCUACUACCCUAGUAUUACGUACGCUAUCAUUGGCAGCUCCGUCAUUUUUGUACUCGUGGUGGCCUUUCUUGCCUUAGUCCUGCAUCACCAGCGAAAACGCAACAAUCUCAUGACCCUGCCGGUGCACCGACUGCAGCACCCCGUCCUGCUGUCCCGGCUGGUGGUCCUCGAUCACCCACACCACUGCAGCGUCACUUACAACGUCAACAAUGGGAUCCAGUACAUGUCCAACCAAGCCUACCACAGGCCAGUGGAUCUGGACUCUCCACCAUCCUAUUCAGAGGCUGUGCUAGACCAAAGCAGACCACCUUGGUUUGACCUUCCUCCACCCCCUUAUUGCUCUGAAUCUGAAUCCCCUAAUCAGCCAGAUCUUCCUCCUUACCGCUCACGGACGGGAAGCUCGGUGAGCACAGACACCCCCGUGGCCGGAAGCCCUCAGGGCACAGACAGCAGUUGGAGAAGAGAUGUCCAUGACAGCAUGGAUGGCCACAGAACUCUUCUUGAGAGGACAACAGAUCAAAGUGAUUCUCUGGUCAACCAUGUUGAUGAAAGAGAAGUGUAACUGCUCCAGUUUGCAUGCCCAUUUGGGAUGGGCAGGAAGGGAUUUACUUUUUCUUGUCUAUAUUGGUUAAUCUGCUGUUUCUAAAAGGUUUCGGGCGGGAAUGUGCCUGAAUGAUGACUUCAUUUGAAACCAUGUUAAGUUAAUUUUUUAAUUCAACAUUUUGGGCUCAUCAAAGACAGAGCUAGAGUCACAUCAGCUCUCCACAGUAUUCUUGCAAGCAGGUUCCAGUUCACAUUAGCAAGAGAAACAGUGCUACCUUGAAGAACUGAUGCGAUAUAUUUCUUGGAAUAUAUACUGUAUAUGAAUGUAUAUAUGUGCAUGUAUAAUGUAUACAGAUGUUGCACACAAAAUCUAUGCCAGAGAGCUCUUGUUUGCAGACUGUCUGCUGUGGUGUGCGAGCCAUUUCUUCCUACUGCCGAGCGCCAACUGGUGGUCGUUGAAGCACGAGAGAGGCAGUCUUUCACCUUGGAGGUCUGAAGCCCAGUCCUAGCCCACUGGCAGUGCUCAAAUUGCAGAAAAUGCUGUAGUUGACCCUUCUCUUCAUGGCCUGGAACAUUCUCACUCUGAAUGUAAUUUUCAAAGUUUAAACUUGUGAGGAUGCAACAGAACAGCUCUCUAACUGAGCAAACAAGCGUGUUUUUUUUUUUUUUUUCCCAGAUGCUAGUAUCAAGGCCAAAUUUGCAUGGACGUCCUCAGGAAAAUCACAAAGGUUGGCUUAUCUGUCAAAUUUCAAGGCUGAGCACAGAGGCACUGAAGCUUCUCAACAAACCGGCGCAAGACUUCUUUUCAAGCAUGGCAAAACAACAUUGCUCCAUGCGUUUCUUCUUGAACAAACAACAACAAAAUACCACACACACACAAAACCCAAAAAACUUUUCCAGCUAGAUCUUAAACACCAAAACCAUCCUGAAGCAAAUACCCAUAGUGGAAAGCUUCAGUGAGAAUGACUAGCUUGUUAAUCUUUGAAAUAACUCAGAGCAGGGGAUGUAGUGAAAGGUUUGGGGCUUAGUAGCAUCAUCUAGGCCGUGCCUAUGUACGUGAAUGGAUACAUGUGUUUAAUACUCUAUGUAUGUAAGUAGUGCAUUGCAUAGGUUUAGUUCUAUUUGUACCUGUAGAACUCUAAAAUUUCAAAGUUUCUCUUAUGAUAUUUUCAUUGCUUUUUUUUAUGGUUUGCCAUUAUUCAUAUUCAUUUGGUUGAAAUUCUCGUCUUUUCAGAAAAAUAUUUUGUCUUUUUUUUUUGUCUUAACUCUUAGAAUGUUCUCCCAUGAAAUGUGUUUCAGUGCACAGUGUUGAAUCACCCUUGAGAAAGCAACUCAAAGGUAAAAGUGUUCAGAGUGGAAAGAGGGAAGGUAAGCUGUGAAUUUAAAUGCCACUGCAGUGCUGUGCUUGUGUUUAGUAUACAGAAAAUAAUGCAGUGUCUUUCUCUUGUCCAGAGAGAAAAUGGCCUUGAAAAAUAAUUUCCACUUGUGUAUUAGACACAUUUCCCACUUCUCUUCCAUGUAACAAACAGUGUCAUUAAACAGGAUUUUCUGUUUAAUGGAAAGGACAGUAACUGUUUUCCCCACAACCUCUGUUUUUUUUCCUCCUUUUCUAAGGUAAAUUCUUUCCCCCAAAGGUUAGAUGCUCAGGACUCAAGAAUUCUUGAGCAUGGGUAUAUGUAGAGGAAUGGCUCAAGUUCAGUCUCAGUUUCCACACACAAACCUGAAUUGGUUUUAUGACUUUUUUUUUCAUUUCCAUGUCUGGAGCCAACUGACAUGGUAUAUGGGAGGCAGGCACCGGAGGGAUUUACAAGCAGAGGUCCUUCAGGAGUGAGAUGGCCCUGUGGGGAGACUGUAGAGCUCUAGUGCUUAUGGUCUUGGCUUGCUGUGGAAACAAAUUAACAGCAGCCUUUUCUUACGGGCUUAAGCAACCUAUCCUGAAGCACACUGGAGAAGCAAUCAUUGUAAAGCAAUGUGUAAUACUGGGGCAGAUUCCACUCUUGGUGGGAGCUCAAGCAAUGCAGUUAUGCUGUCCUGCACAAAGCAGGACCUGGCUCGUUAAUCACUCCUUGCAACUCACCAGGCAGACAGUUGUUACUGACACAUAGCAGGUAGUUGUUCUGUAUUCUACAGGUAGGUUAAACUCAGGUACGUAGCUGAAUUUGUGGCAAAGGUGGGCACAGGAGUGAGCACCAGGCCCUGGCGCCCCCUUGCCUUACUUUCGGGUUCUGCUCAGUCUUUUGUAAGAGCUAUAUAAUACAGCCUCAGAGCUGGCCUUAACAUUUUUCUGUUGCAGUUUUUAAAAUGUUUUAUACUUUAAAACGUACUAUUGAAAAGUUUGCAGUGGUUUCGUUAGACUUUUAUGUUUCCUGUUUAAGUACCCUAAAGCUACACUAGUGAAACUAAAUCAUUGUGUCCAGUGUAAAUCACGUGGCACGUAGACCUCAGGCAAGCCUUCGAUGGGGGACUGCAUUUCACCAUGUGUGUUCAAAGUCACCAGGGUGUGUGCAAACCAAACGUUUGCCUGUGGCGUCUGAAAAACAUUGCCUUGCAUUGCUAAGAAGUAGGAAAAGAGUGGACAUAGCUUGCUGCUUCUGUCUGUGUCAGUCACUGUCAUAUGUGUACAUAUAUACAUAUAUAUAUAAAAGAUACUCUUUCAGGCUGUAUAUAUUCAUGUAACUUUUGCAUUAAGAUAAUCCAUUUGGACUUUACAAAAAAAAAAAAAGGAAAAAAAAAAAGGAAGAAGCAUUCUAAAUGGUGUGACAUUUUCCCUUCCAGCUAAGGGUGUAUUUAUCUUUGUACAGGAAUCUUUUAGUUUUUAAGAAUGCAAGUUAUAAAAGGAGAUUGUGCCUUUCUGAUUGAAUGUUGAUUUGCUGGGCUGUUGACUACAUUCCUGGGUGUUGUUACAUAUCAUUGCCUAGAGAUCCAAAAAGAGAGCCAAGUCUUGUCUUCCUCUCUGUUGUUACUUUUGGGGACCAUUGACCUUGGAGGAGUACAGGAGUUAGUACCUUGUUCCAAAAAGGGCAUGCUAAAACUUGAAGGAAGGUUUUCAUCUUACUCCAGUUUUCUGGUAUGUAGAACAGAUUUGCUAGCAGGUUGCUUUGGAAAUUGCUGUAGUAUCAUACAGAAAUUGUUUAUAACGUGUCACUUUUGGUAGUGUUAAUACAUCUCUAUACUGCAUUAUUCAGUGGAAUCUUUGGAGAAGCAUGGUAGCAACAACCACGCUGAUUAAAUUAAAUAUUUCAUUGAAAAUCCUGCAGUUCCUUGAUCUUCGCCUUGUAAGGCUGAAGCUAAAUGUUCAUGAAAUACCAUGUAGUAGGAUUUCUUUUUGUAGCCAGUAAACUUGGAAUUAAUCAUUCUGUUGUUUGCAAUUGCUCUUAACCUUUUAGUUUGAAGUGAGUCUUCCAGGAGCUUUUCUUUGUACUUAAUAUUUAAACGAAUGGUUUUUCAAAGAUCUAUUCUUAAACAAGUAAAACAGAUUAAAGUUUUCCUCCAGAGCCAAACGGUGAAUCCAUAUCUGUGUUGAAUAGUGACCACUGGAAUGAGCAGUUCCACUCAGAGCAGGGAUUAAUAUAUUUGAUUUGUUUCAACAAAACAAUUUGAAGAAAUGACUGACUACUUGAGGUAAAUGAAAGAAUUACGUUUAGCCUGUUAGAAAUAAGAUUUGGGUUAUUUAAAAAAAUGAAAUUAAACUUCAGAAGUUCUGAGUGUCUGUAACCUCUGCUGAAAUCAGAGUGCUGUGUAUUUUAAAAUUAGGCCAUUAGUGAGUCUGCUUGGUAGUAAUCUGAAGUUCCUUGUAAGGCAAAUUGCAAUUUACCUCUCUGGUGGUAUUGUGCUAAUGGAAAAUUGGCAGUAAUGUUUUUAAAAGAGAGCCUCUGAAUAAUUUUCUCUGCUCUUGUCUGCAGUGACAUACAUGACAACACUGACUGCAAUGUGAUUUUUAAAUAACUCUGCAUUCGUUCUUCUUCUCCUUUUAAGUCAAAUCAGUUUUAUUUACACCACUUCACUUUGAUACAGCUAAUAGGGCCCUUGUGAUAGAUUUAGAAGUUCGGUGGAGGAAAGAGAUGACUCUCAUUUUAAUUAAUGCUGCAGCUUGUUAAUCUUGUGCGUUUUACUUUUUAGACAUCUUAGAGAAGACAAAUGGUUUUAGUAGAUAAGAAAAACUAUUAAUGAUGAAAAGGAUAGAGGGAUACUGAUUCUGAAUUUAAUUUUUAAUGAAUAUUUAAAAAUGUCUAAAUGAAGGAGGAAUUUAAUGCUGUAUUUUUAAAGUGGUGAUCAAAUGGCAAGUACUGUUUUUAACUGUUGCUCAUUGGAAGCUGUUUUGCAUAUAAUACCUGGAACUAAAAUAGUAAGACAAGUGCUCUUCUUGCAGUUCGUACUAGAUCUGAAAUAUAUUGUAUUAGCACAAGGCUGUAACUCACUCGUGGACUAAAAUAUGUGACUGCAGAAAGAAUUUCAAUACCAUGCUGGAUUCUGCUUGAAUGUAUCCAAGUACAGGAUUGUGGCCUUCAUUUGUUCUUUUUUUUUUUUUUUAAACUGGUUUGAGUUUUUUUCAACUUGAAAUUGAGAUGUUAUGUAAGAGCUUUAAGGGAGGUUGUAUGUUGAAACCCAACCUUGUCUUAAACUUUUGUAAACUGGAAAUCUUUGAAAAUGUAUUCUGUAUUCCUAAAUAAAGUUGGUGUUUUAAUACUGUU